AUCAUUGCCAUCCCUGGCCUUGGAGCGGACCCUGAAUACACAUGGAAGAAAGACAAGGUGCAUUGGCUGCGAGAUGCCAACAUGUUGCCAAAAAAGAUUCCACAUGCCAAGAUUAGCGUUUUCCAGUACCAAUCACAAUGGUUUGGAAAGGGAUCUGUCGACGAACGAAUAGACAAUGUGGCAAACAAGCUGCUUCAUGGACUAGAUCGAUCAAGAGUAAACGAAGCAAAGACACCUAUUAUUUUCAUUGCUCAUUGUCUGGGUGGCAUUAUCUUAGAAAAGGCUCUACUCAUGGCACGAUCCCGUCAAAGAGACUUUCCAAAUGUCUACCCCUGGGUUGCCGGCUGCUUUUUCCUAGGCACGCCAUUUCAUGGCACAUCCAGUCAGUCAAAAGCACUGGUUUUG
Molecule: messenger RNA, 405 nt
Organism: Bipolaris maydis ATCC 48331
Lineage: Eukaryota; Fungi; Ascomycota; Dothideomycetes; Pleosporales; Pleosporaceae
Source: RefSeq, a predicted model, not a curated record